Prunus dulcis (almond) is the source of this 1400-nucleotide messenger RNA. Its product is annotated as probable pre-mRNA-splicing factor ATP-dependent RNA helicase DEAH5. Gene Ontology annotation, molecular function: RNA binding; ATP hydrolysis activity. NCBI's taxonomy places the organism in Eukaryota, Viridiplantae, Streptophyta, Magnoliopsida, Rosales, Rosaceae. Gene Ontology annotation, cellular component: catalytic step 2 spliceosome; intracellular anatomical structure. The coding region runs from base 126 to 1400 and encodes 424 amino acids. The record is from RefSeq and is a predicted model, not a curated record. The transcript is spliced from 2 exons. Gene Ontology annotation, biological process: spliceosomal complex disassembly.
GAAGUUUAUGUGAAGGUGAUUUCAAUUUCAGGUCAGAAGUUGAGCCUUUCGAUGAGGGAUGUUGAUCAACAUACAGGGAAGGAUUUGCUCCCCUUGAAGAAGAGCUCAGAGAAUGAUGCUCUUAGAUGAAGCCAUUUUUUUCAAAGGAUGGACCUGUGACUAGGACUGGUCUUUCUGGGAUUAGGAUUGUGGAAAAGGAUGAUUUUGGCCCAUCACAGCGGCCAUUGAAGAGAACGAGCUCGCCAGAGAAGUGGGAAGCCAAACAGUUGAUUGCCUCAGGUGUUUUGGGUGUUACAGAGUAUCCUAUGUAUGAUGAGGAAACCGAUGGGAUGCUUUAUCAAGAAGAGGGAGCUGAGGAAGAGCUUGACAUUGAGCUCAAUGAGGACGAGCCAGCCUUUUUAAACGGACAGAGCAGGUAUUCUGUUGAUAUGUCACCUGUGAAAAUCUUCAAGAACCCAGAAGGGUCACUAGGUCGUGCAGCUGCACUUCAGUCCGCACUCAUUAAGGAGCGUAGAGAAGUGCGUGAGCAGCAGCAAAGAACCAUGUCGGAUUCUAUCCCAAAGGAUCUCAAUCGUCCCUGGGAAGAUCCAAUGCCAGAGACUGGUGAGAGGCAUCUUGCACAAGAACUUAGAGGUGUUGGUUUAUCGGCAUAUGAUAUGCCUGAGUGGAAGAAGGAUGCUUUUGGGAAAACCAUCAGUUUUGGGCAGAGGUCAAAACUCUCAAUCCAGGAACAGAGGCAGAGCUUGCCUAUCUACAAGCUGAAGAAAGAAUUGAUUGCAGCGGUGCAUGAGAACCAAGUGCUUGUCGUCAUUGGUGAGACUGGUUCGGGUAAGACAACACAGGUAACACAGUAUCUUGCAGCAGUGGGUUACACGACAAUGGGUAAGAUUGAUUGUACACAGCCACGUAGGGUGGCUGCCAUGUCUGUGGCCAAGAGGGUUGCUGAAGAGUUUGGUUGUCGUUUAGGAGAGGAAGUCGGCUAUGCAAUUCGUUUUGAGGAUUGCACUGGUCCCGAUACUGUCAUCAAGUACAUGACUGAUGGUAUGCUUCUUCGGGAGAUUUUGAUUGACGAGAACCUUUCUCAGUAUUCUGUGGUCAUGCUUGAUGAAGCUCAUGAGAGGACAAUCCACACAGAUUCUCAGUAUUCUGUGGUCAUGCUUGAUGAAGCUCAUGAGAGGACAAUCCACACAGAUGUUCUUUUUGGACUACUGAAGAAGCUUGUGAAGCGGAGACCGGACCUUCGUUUGAUUGUCACAUCUGCUACCUUGGAUGCGGAGAAGUUUUCCGGUUAUUUCUUUAACUGUAACAUCUUCACUAUCCCUGGGAGAACUUUUCCUGUAGAGAUACUCUACACUAAACAGCCGGAAAAGAUCGAAAGUCGAAAAUUCAAAAGACCCUAG